Molecule: messenger RNA, 1192 nt
Organism: Mesorhabditis spiculigera
Lineage: Eukaryota; Metazoa; Nematoda; Chromadorea; Rhabditida; Rhabditidae
Source: the annotation of a GenBank genome assembly
UGAGGAGGAACAAGACGAGAUCGAUACGAUGGGGAAGCAGAAUGGGAAAAGCCACACGAUCCCCGAUAUAAUCCGCGAAGAAGAGGAGGAGGAAUGCCGAAAAUAUGUCCGCGUCGGUUCCGCCGUCGAAGAUUCGAACAAGGACCUGGAGGCUGCCGAAGCCAAGGCCGCCCCCGUUCCGCCACCACGUCGGCAUCGUGCCCGUAGGGAUCAUGUCGAAUUGGAGAAUGGACGAGUGACGUUUGGCUUGGAUAACACGGCCAGUGAAGAUGCCAAGGAGGAUGAGACUUCAUCUGACUCCUCCCCGGACCGCCCGGCCGUCCCGACGGCCUCCCGGAGCACCGAGGAGACCGAGGUGCCCCAGUCUGGAGAGGAAAGCGACACGAACAGCACCUCAAAGUGGCUCGACAAAGUCCCCGGCGUCCCGAAGGCCAUUCGGAAUCGAUUCCGAAAAUCCAACUCUUCAUCGAAAGACCCGGAACCGGAGCGACCGCCAUGGGUGAAGCCGCCAGAGACCACCUUCCAAAAGAUCAAAUCCGCGCUGACCGGCAUCAAGCCAUCAAUACCGUCGAUCCCGAAAUUUGGCAGGAGUGCCAGCUCACAAAGCUCACCGAGAGAAUUGGACAUACUGAAGCCCGACUACACGAACACGUACGAUGUUCUGGACCCGAAGGCGGCGGCCAGGAGGGAGAAGCACGAUCGAAAGGCUUUGACAAAACGCGUGCGUGGCCGCAUCCGCGAACAGCUGAGGGAGGCGGCAAGGAAGGAGCGGAAGCGCCGAAUGAUCACCGACGCGAUCGAGCUGAUCCUCUCGCUGCUGCGAAUGAUCACGUCGUUUGCCGUGCUCGUCGGCAACAUCCGGAAAACCUUCCUCCCCGCCCAAAUCAAAUACCUACAGCCCGGCCAGCAUCACUACGAUUAUUACCUGCUCAACGCCAUCUUCAGGGUGACCACCUUCAUGGAUGUGACCAUGUUCUCGCUCAACUUUAUGUGGAUCUACUGCCUGCAGUGGCAUCUGUUCUGUCGGCUCGGCUUCUGCCGCUUCUGGUUCUGGUGCGGCGUCCUGGUUACGAUUGCCGUCACGACGAUGGUGUGGCCGAUGUCGGUGGCGAUGGCCGACAUGGACCUCUCGUGGUGUCAAUUCAAGAACGGAUCUUCGUUGGCCAAAUACCAGCCGAGCUGGCGGCGUCAU